Molecule: messenger RNA, 792 nt
Organism: Bacidia gigantensis
Lineage: Eukaryota; Fungi; Ascomycota; Lecanoromycetes; Lecanorales; Ramalinaceae
Exons: 2
Coding region: 1-792 (263 amino acids)
Source: RefSeq, a predicted model, not a curated record
AUGACGACCCCGACUGCGGAUGUCUUGGCCAUCGCGAAUCUCCUCAAGCGAGAGCGCUUUUAUCGUGAUACUGCACAGUGGGAACUCUGUCGAGCAACGUUCCACCCAGAUGCAAGCGCCACACACAUCAAUGUCGCAUGGUACGAAGGCAACGUGGACGAAUUCCUGCGCAAAUCAGCCCACAUGCACAAAGGCAAAGUGAACAUCAUCCACGCUUCCUUCGACCCCGUGGCAAUCCACGUGCUCGGCGACCGGGCCAUCAGCGAAGCCUUCUGCCUAGUCACCAGCGCCGUCACUCUCAACGGCAUCGACUACGAACUUGCCUCUCACAUGCGCUUGUUCAGCCGCCUGCGACGCCUAAGACUGUCUGACGCCCAAACCCAACCCCCCAACCCCCCCAAUCCCAACCCCAGCCCCAACCCUAACCCCAACAAUCACGAUGAUCAUCAGCCCACCAGCAGCAGCAGCAGCAGCAACCCUCAGCCCAACCCUGACAGCGCUAGCGAGUGGCGCAUUCUCAGCGUGGAGUCCAGCUACGUGCGAGACCGCCUCGUCACCGCCUUCCCUCACACCAGCACCAGCGCAGGGCCCGACGCGACGGUGCCGUCCGCGCUGACAGCUGACGUUCAGGCCUACCCGAAGGCUUACCGCAGCCUGGCGCUGGUGAUGCUGACCCGGGGUUUAAAGCCACGACCGGACUUGCCACACGAGGAUGAACCGGACACUGUCAGACGCUUGGCUGACCGGAAUGGGGAGUUUUUGCGAAAUGCCGAGGGUCGCGUAGUGGGGUGA